UUGAAACUCUCUUCUUCUUCACAGAGCAAAGCAACCUGCAAACAUACGGACGCAGAGAAAUCCAUAGCCGAUCUUCACACUCCAUCGUCGAAGAUGAAUUCAUCUUUCAAAGUCGAAGAGCAGAGCCAACUGCAGAUCGUGGAAAGAGAAGACGUCGACGACGAAGAUGACCUGUUCGAGACAAUCGACAAACUUAUAUCUCAGGGAAUAAAUGCUGGAGAUGUGAAAAAGCUACAGGAUGCAGGAAUCUACACUUGCAGUGGCUUGAUGAUGCAUACAAAGAAGCACCUAACUGGAAUCAAAGGUUUAUCUGAAGCAAAAGUUGACAAGAUAUGUGAAGCAGUUGAAAAGAUAGUGAAUUUUGGUUAUAUUACUGGAAGUGAUGCUCUUAUCAGAAGAAAGUCAGUUGUUCGCAUAACAACUGGAAGCCAAGCCCUCGAUGAGCUUUUAGGCGGUGGUAUUGAAACUCGAGCAAUUACAGAAACAUUUGGUGAAUUUCGGUCUGGAAAAACACAGCUUGCACAUACCCUCUGUGUUUCUACCCAGCUGCCAACUCACAUGAGAGGAGGGAAUGGGAAGGUAGCUUAUAUAGACACAGAAGGAACUUUUCGCCCUGAUCGUAUUGUACCAAUAGCAGAGAGAUUUGGCAUGGAUCCUGGUGCAGUCCUAGAUAAUAUCAUUUAUGCUCGUGCCUAUACUUAUGAACAUCAAUACAACUUGCUUCUUGGUUUGGCUGCCAAAAUGUCUGAAGAACCAUUUAGGUUACUGAUUGUGGAUUCAGUGAUCGCUCUCUUCCGAGUGGAUUUUACUGGAAGAGGAGAACUUGCAGAGCGCCAGCAAAAAUUGGCACAAAUGCUCUCACGUUUAAUUAAGAUAGCCGAGGAGUUUAACGUCGCAGUCUACAUGACCAACCAAGUCGUAGCUGAUCCAGGUGGUGGCGUUUUCAUAUCAGACCCAAAGAAACCUGCAGGUGGGCAUGUUCUGGCUCAUGCUGCCACAAUCAGGUUGAUGUUUAGGAAAGGCAAAGGUGAGCAGCGUGUUUGCAAGGUGUUCGAUGCCCCAAACCUACCUGAAGCUGAAGCUGUUUUUCAGAUAACACCAGGAGGCAUAGCUGAUGCAAAGGACUAGAGAGGUCUCUGCAACCAGAACAAUAAGGCCAGGAGAAGUGCCUUCCUUGGUUAAGCACAAUUUGACAUUAGUUAUAAUAUUGACAGCUUCCUAUA
Molecule: messenger RNA, 1223 nt
Organism: Rhodamnia argentea
Lineage: Eukaryota; Viridiplantae; Streptophyta; Magnoliopsida; Myrtales; Myrtaceae
Product: meiotic recombination protein DMC1 homolog
Exons: 15
Coding region: 94-1128 (344 amino acids)
Biological process (GO): DNA strand invasion; chromosome organization involved in meiotic cell cycle; reciprocal meiotic recombination
Cellular component (GO): condensed nuclear chromosome; nucleus
Molecular function (GO): single-stranded DNA binding; DNA strand exchange activity; ATP-dependent DNA damage sensor activity
Source: RefSeq, a predicted model, not a curated record